Messenger RNA from Aphis gossypii (cotton aphid), 888 nucleotides. RefSeq lists its product as uncharacterized. The record is from RefSeq and is a predicted model, not a curated record. The coding region runs from base 1 to 888 and encodes 295 amino acids. Lineage: Eukaryota; Metazoa; Arthropoda; Insecta; Hemiptera; Aphididae. The transcript has 4 exons. Gene Ontology annotation, molecular function: DNA binding.
AUGGAAAAGCGCAAGCAAACUAAUAAUCUUUUAGGAUAUUUUAAGAAAUUGAAGCCUACUCCAGAACUACCAGAACUCUCAGAAUCUAAAGUAGUUGAUUAUGUGAGUGACUGUAAUGUUGAAUCCAUAACUAAUAAUCCAGAUAAUGUUAAAUCUAAGGUUAAUGAUACUGAUAGUGUUGAAUCCCCAAGUGUUUGUACCAACGAGCCUUUUGACAAGGUUGUCGUCGGAUACACAGUCCUCAGGCACCUGAUGAAUUUAAAAGAAAAAAAAUGGAGGAAUGUCCGUGACUAUUAUAUAAAGUGGAAUAAAGAGGAGAACUCAACCCCAUCAGGUUCCGGUGCAUCAAAAAAGAGGAAGUAUCAUUACGCCGAUAUUUUAUCAUUUUUAAAACCAGUUGCUGAAAAAAGAAAUACAUCUGGUAAUUUUGUUGAUGACCCCAACGAAAGUCUUCAAGGUGAACAAACUUUUGACGAAAAUCAUUCACUAGCUGAUGAAACUCAGGAAAAUGGAGUAGCGUCAACUUCUUAUUCUCAAUUAAAUAAAAAAUCUAAAAAAACACUAAAAGAAACAAUUUCUCCAUUCCAAAAUAAAUUGUUAUCUUUUAUAGAGCAAACGGGGUCUAAUGAUUCUGACAAACAAUUUUUAUUAUCAUUAUUGCCGGAUUACAAAAAUCUAAACCCUUCACAAAAAUUAGAUUUUUGUAUUUAUGUUCUGAAUUUUUUUUUAAAUUUACAUCAACCUGAUAAUAAUAGUUCAUCUUCCUUAACUUACGAUAAUUUCUAUCAAAACUCUGCGUCUAUAUAUAUACCUCCACUCAGACAACCUGACAUUAAUAAUACAUAUUAUUCAAAUACAUCUCAUAACAUUCCAUCUCCUUAUCAUUAA